AUGGGGAACAUCAUCAGGGCCCUCGUGGCCUUCAUCCCCGCGGACCGCUGCCAGAACUUCGUGGUCAGGGACCUCCUGGAGAUGCCGCUGGACAAGAUGGUAGAUCUGAGCGGGAGCCAGCUCCGCCGCCUCCCUGUGCACGUGUGCUCCUUCCGGGAGCUGGUCAAGCUCUACCUGAGUGACAACCACCUGAGCAGCCUGCCGCUGGAGCUGGGGCAGCUGCAGAGCCUGCAGAUCCUGGCCCUGGACUUCAACAACUUCAAGGCGCUGCCCCAGGUGGUGUGCACUCUGAAACAGCUCUGCAUCCUCUACCUGGGCAACAACAAGCUCUGCGACCUCCCCAGGGAGCUGAGCCGGCUCCAGAACCUGCGGACCCUGUGGCUCGAGGCCAACUGCCUCACCCAGCUGCCCGACGUGGUCUGCGAGCUCAGCCUCCUGAAGACGCUGCACGCCGGCUCCAACGCCCUGCGCCUGCUGCCGGGCCAGCUGCGGCGCCUCCGGGAGCUCAGAACCAUCUGGCUCUCGGGCAACCUGCUGAGCGACUUCCCCCCGGUGCUGCUCCACAUGCCCUUCCUGGAGGUGAUCGAUGUGGACCGGAACAACAUCUGCCACUUCCCCAGCCUGGCCCACCUGCCGGGGCUGAAGCUGGUCAUUUACGACCACAAUCCCUGCAGGAACGCCCCCAAGGUGGCCAAAGGCGUGCGCCGCGUGGGGAGGUGGGCAGAGGAGACGCCGGAGCCGGACCGCAGGAAAGCCAGGCGCUACGCUUUGGCCGAGGGAAGCCAGGAGGCACCGGUGCCACCUCCUCCGCUCCCUCCUACCAGCUCCUGAGGAGCUCCAGGGGUAGGCCGAUGCCAGGAGCCCAGCUGGCAUCUUCUGGAGACCUCUCCAGCGGAGCGCAAGAGUGCCCUGGGACAUGCAGGGCAUCUCCGCCAGCAGGAGCCGAGGGAGUCAGAUGAAAUCCCU
Messenger RNA from Pipistrellus kuhlii (Kuhl's pipistrelle), 966 nucleotides. RefSeq names its product leucine rich repeat containing 10 (gene LRRC10). NCBI's taxonomy places the organism in Eukaryota, Metazoa, Chordata, Mammalia, Chiroptera, Vespertilionidae. The record is from RefSeq and is a predicted model, not a curated record. The coding region runs from base 1 to 831 and encodes 276 amino acids. Gene Ontology annotation, molecular function: protein binding. The transcript has a single exon.